AUGGACGCGGCUCCGCCAGUUGACGGUGGUGAUGACGAAUUAGACGAGCUGUAUGAGCAGCAGAACGUGCUGCGGCUCCUGCGCGCGGUCGUUGCACCCGCUGCGGCCGCUGCUUAUGCGGCCUCCCCCGCCGGCCUCGACCCGGCCACCACCGGGCCCGAAGCCCCGCCGCUGCUGCCAGAAGAGGCCGGCUGUGCGCUGUGGGACCUGACAGCUGCCCCAUUCGGUGCCGCGCACGUGCUGGCGCAAGGCUACGCGACACUAGAGGAUUUCCUAGCCCUGCAGCUGCGCCGAAGCUGGGGCCGGGGAACCGGCAGCAGCGCCGUCAUUGGUGACGGCAGCGGCGGCGUCGGUGGCGGCGAGAGCAGUGGGACAGAUGCAGAUGCUUUGCGGAUGGCAGAGCUGUGCCUCGGCAUCUUUGGCAACAUCUACUCUCAUGGCGACCUGGCUGGGGCCAUCCAUCAGCAGCAGCAGCAGCAGCAGCAGCAGCAGCAGCAGCAGCAGCAGCAGCAGCAGCAGCAGCAGCAGGAUCCGCCCGGCGCCAAUAGCUGCGGCCUCGCGUCACUGGCUGUCGGCGGGGCGCUACUGCUGGACGACCCCCAGACCCUCAGCGAGUGCUGCCGCCUGUGCAGCGCGGCAGUGGCGCUCGGGCGGCAGGUGCGCAACCAGGGGCACGCUCCCGUUAGUGGGGAGCCGGCCGGGGGCCACACUAGGGCCUGA
This is a messenger RNA of Monoraphidium neglectum, 720 nucleotides long. RefSeq lists its product as hypothetical. Bases 1 to 720 code for a protein of 239 amino acids. Lineage: Eukaryota; Viridiplantae; Chlorophyta; Chlorophyceae; Sphaeropleales; Selenastraceae. The record is from RefSeq and is a predicted model, not a curated record. The transcript has a single exon.